Molecule: messenger RNA, 1693 nt
Organism: Meriones unguiculatus (Mongolian gerbil)
Lineage: Eukaryota; Metazoa; Chordata; Mammalia; Rodentia; Muridae
Gene: Hm13
Product: histocompatibility minor 13
Exons: 13
Coding region: 121-1404 (427 amino acids)
Biological process (GO): membrane protein proteolysis
Cellular component (GO): membrane; cytoplasmic side of endoplasmic reticulum membrane; lumenal side of endoplasmic reticulum membrane
Molecular function (GO): aspartic endopeptidase activity, intramembrane cleaving
Source: RefSeq, a predicted model, not a curated record
GAGGCACGUCACUUCCUGUUUCUUUAGGGGAACGUGGCUUUCCCCGCAGUGCCUCUCCUUCCAUCUGCCUUCGUGCUGCGGCGGCCGGAGCUGGAGUAGGAGCCUGAGCACAGCCUCGCCAUGGAUUCGGCCCUCAGCGACCCGCACAACGGCAGCGCCGAGGCAGGCAGCACGACCAACGGCACGACGCGGCCGCCCUCUACGCCCGAAGGCAUCGCGCUGGCCUAUGGCAGUCUCCUGCUCAUGGCGCUGCUGCCCAUCUUCUUCGGUGCCCUGCGCUCAGUGCGCUGCGCCCGCGGCAAGAGCUCUUCGGACAUGCCAGAAACCAUCACCAGCCGAGACGCCGCCCGCUUCCCGAUCAUCGCCAGCUGCACUCUCUUGGGACUCUACCUCUUUUUCAAAAUCUUCUCCCAGGAGUACAUCAAUCUCUUGCUGUCCAUGUAUUUCUUCGUGCUGGGGAUCCUGGCCCUGUCCCACACCAUCAGCCCCUUCAUGAAUAAGUUUUUUCCAGCCAACUUCCCAAAUCGCCAGUAUCAGCUGCUCUUCACACAGGGCUCUGGGGAAAACAAGGAAGAGAUCAUCAACUAUGAGUUUGACACCAAGGACCUGGUGUGCCUGGGCCUAAGCAGCAUCGUUGGUGUCUGGUACCUGCUGAGGAAGCACUGGAUUGCCAACAACCUGUUUGGCCUGGCCUUCUCCCUUAAUGGGGUAGAGCUUCUGCACCUGAACAACGUGAGCACUGGCUGCAUCCUGCUUGGCGGACUCUUCAUCUAUGACAUCUUCUGGGUAUUCGGCACCAACGUGAUGGUGACUGUGGCCAAGUCCUUUGAGGCACCAAUAAAAUUGGUGUUCCCCCAGGAUCUGCUGGAGAAGGGCCUUGAAGCUGACAACUUUGCCAUGCUGGGACUUGGAGACAUUGUCAUUCCAGGGAUCUUCAUUGCCUUGCUGCUUCGUUUUGACAUCAGCUUGAAGAAGAACACCCACACCUACUUCUACACCAGCUUCACUGCCUACAUCUUUGGCCUGGGCCUCACUAUCUUCAUCAUGCACAUCUUCAAACAUGCCCAGCCGGCUCUCUUGUACUUGGUCCCUGCAUGUAUCGGCUUUCCUGUCCUGGUGGCACUGGCCAAGGGAGAAGUGGCAGAAAUGUUCAGCUACGAGUCCUCGGCCGUAAUCCUGCCUCAUACACCGAGGCUCACUCACUUUCCCACAGUCUCGGGCUCCCCUGCCAGCCUGGCCGACUCCAUGCAGCAGAAGCUAGCUGGCCCUCGUCGCCGGCGCCCACAGAAUCCCAGCGCUAUCUACGAGGAGUCAAACCCUAAAGAUCCGGCAGUCGCGACUGAAUCCAAAGAGGGGUCAGCAGAGGCGCCAGCAGUGAAGAAUCUAGAGAAGAAGGAGAAAUGAGGCAGCACUGCCUGACCUUUGAGGGCCAGACCACACAGGCAGGGGAUGACACAGACAGAGGACACCGGCAGGAGGCGAAGGUGGCUCCAGGACGGGGAGCAGGCCUCUGCCGCCUGCUUCCCUCUCCCCUUUCUCUGGCUUCCCCUGCUCCUUCUCAUCCUCUGCAGGCAAAGCAAACCCGCUGCUGCUUCUUUUCCCAGGAGCCAGGUGGGAACUGAAUGUGGCUUUUGGAUUUUUGUAUUGUGGACUGACUUUGCCUCACAUUAAACACUCAUCCAUGGCCACCCGG